CCUCGGAUGUGAAGUUGGAAGGGGUGCCCUGCUUUCUGACUGUGCCAAGAGGACCCUUGUUUCCAAGGGACCCCUUGAGAAAUGGGGUAGGAAGAGAGCAAACUUUUGUCAAGUUUCUGCUGCGCCCUCUCCCUGAUGCUUGCUGUGGGAAGGACAGUCUAGCUCUGAAGCCCUGAUUUGGGCCGUUCGGAGAGCAUUCUGUGAACGCCAGCUGGAUAGCUGUUCAGGAACUGGAGAAACUGGGCCUACGGGAUGAUGUGGACCUCUUUGUGUAUGAAAUCCCUGUCGAGUACCAAGCGGUGCAGAGGCUCAUUCCUGCCCUGUGGAAGAAACACAGUCCCCAAGUGAUUGGUGGUUCACGUUGGCUUGUCUGGCAUGGCCACAACAGUGACACUGGAAAAAUGUGGUCACAACGUGGGCUACCGGGGCUUGGACAACUGCCGCUUCUGCCCAGGCUCACACUGUUGUGUGGAAGGAGGCCCUGAAUGCAUCGACUCGGUUAUAGACAUGGACCAGGUGUGCAAGAGGGUCUCCGAUCUGGACUUGGAUGUUCUCGUGACGAUAUCCAAGGAUGCUGGCAGGUACCUUUGUGACUUCACAUACUACACUUCCUUGUAUCAGAGCCAUGGCCGAUCGGCGUUUGUUCACGUGCCUCCACUGGGGAAGCCGUACACGGCAGAGCAGCUUGGCCGGGCUCUCCAAGCCAUCAUUGAAGAGAUGCUCAAUGUCUUGGAACACUCGGAGAGCGACAUUAACUGCCACAACGAGCAUUGAACCUGGGCCAGAGAUCCCCCCCCCCUUUUUCCUUCACUAUUGCACUUCCAAAACUUCCCACCAUCCUUGCAGAAUCCUGGGGAGAAAAAGCAGCAGGCCUGGAAAUAACUGCAGGGAGACCUGAAAACGCAGCCUGCUUGUCCUGCUUUGGGAACAGCCCCAACCACCUCUUAAUUUCCCUUCGUUUUCAAGACAGUCAAGUCUUGACAACUUCCUGGUGUUGCCAGGCAAGCCAGCCAGCCGACUUGGGUUCCUGUGGAGGAUGCCUGGUGAAUCAAGGGGACAGACAUGUCUGGACGAGGGUUUCUCCCCCAGAACAUCCAAGAAGACACAAGUUGGCCCCUGUAACGGCUCCCUGCAAUUUUGUGUCUGCUACUUCUGCACAACUGUGUCGCUCAAAGCAGCAGGGGCCAGUGGUCUGCCUGAGAAUGGUCCAUGGAGGCAGAAAGCACUGCUUCUUGAGAAUAAAUUAAAGCCCCGUGAAGGGGAUUGACGCUUUCGUGGGGUAACUUUCUUCCAAUCCUCAAAUGGCUCCACUGGUAACAUUUAUCAGAGGGCUCUCCUGUUCUGGAUGAACGUUUCGUGAUGAAAGGAGUAGAGGGAGGGCAGCCCCUCCCUCCCUUUGUCCAUCUGAACAUCUGAAUGGGUUUUUAAAAAAAAUCUCCUUUGAAUACUGCCUUUUGUGUACUUUGUAACCACAUACCUCUAUGUGCAGGAACGCACUGCUUCUGGCCUUUUUGUGAGACUUGUGCUCACACCAGAGGGGUGGUGGUGUACUUCAGCACCUCCCUGCCUGGCCCCCCUCCUAGUGCCUCAUACCCCUUAUACCUUAGAAAGUCACAUGGUACUCACAUUUUUUGUAGACUUUUUCUGCUCUGCUGGGAAGCUGAGGACAUGGUUACAAGCCAAAAUGGUGUCAGCCGCUUGCUGGUGAUCCCUUCUGCAUGCGGUGGGCAGACACGUCUUUGUUUUCUUGCACCCCUGCCUGGUGACCAUUAUAGAGAAGGGUGCUGCUCACCAGUUCUAUGGAAAGUAAACUGCACUUUUUAGCUAAGCUUGUGGGGAAAGGGAAGGGAGAGGUGUCCUGCCGGAAGAUUAGAGGUUUGUUUCCAUUGGUGCUGUGCAAACUUCGCUCUAAAUGGUGCAGCGACUGAAUUGGGCUACAGCAAGAUCAGACAGUGGAAUCAAGUAACUCGAGCAUGCCCGUUUAAAAUGGGUGGUCUCUGCCAAUAACAAACAUCUUUGCUGAAAAUGAAGAGAGAUCUGUUGAAUGAAAACUCUUGGAGCAUGCUCUUCCUUUAAAAGAAAUGUCUGUUGCUAUUUUAAUAUUUUUUCUUUUAAUGAUUAUGCUUUCUUCUGCUCUUAUUAGUAACUCUCAUUAAGCUGCUUUGUGUUAACUUGCUUAACCCUUUGGAAGUUUCGUUGCCCAGGUGGCUCUCUGGGCCCAUGAACUCUGCUUUUGAGUUGGCUUUUAGCUCCACCACCAGGCUGUUGUGGGCCUCCAGAUUCCAAGUAGUUCUCAAAAGGAUGGCUGCAAACUUUUUACUGUUCUGUUUUUGUAAUUUAUUAUAUUUAAUAUUUUUGUCCAUAUUUUGGCAAUGUCUGCACUUGUUUCUCUCACAUUGUUCUGGGUUAUUGGCGACAGUUUGCAGUUUGUUUCCAGUUUUGCAAGCAGGUUGGGCCGUUAUGUGACACAUCCCAAAGACUUGUGUGAGCUUCUGUUGGAGGGCUGCUUUAACAAAAAGUUUCCACAGGACAGCAUCUUUUGAACUCUAAUGAUGGGUUCUUCAAAAACGUGGCUGUGAACUGGCGCAAGUUGGUGAGGGACAAAUGCGUUGAUUUUGAGGAAAGAAAAUAACGUGUGUUCUGAUGACCUUCCUAUCAUCACCAGUCCUCGUGUCCUUAUUUUUCACCAAGGAGGGGAACUGAAGGGCACGAGGAAAGUCAGGAUAGGAACCCUCUCAACAGAGCUGCUGCAUCAUAGUAGUCGGGCUGCAAGUCGGCACUCUGCUGGUUCGACACCCACGACUGCCAUGAGCUCAGCAGGUGGCUUUGUGUAAGCCUCUCAGCCCAGCUCCCCAGCUGAAUUGUGGGGAUAACAAUACACUGACUUUGUUUAACACUCUGAGUGGGCACUGAGCAGUCUAGAAUAACAGUAUAUAAGUGCAGUUAUUAUUAUCAGUUAUUAAUUAAUCCACCAGCAGGCCUACCUCCUUGGGGUGGGCAAAGUGCAGGAUGAUGAUCUGCCUCAUUAGAAACUCCGUAAAUGUGCUGAGACCUCAGAAAUGUUUUAACACUUAAAGAUGUGUAAAUAUGGAUUGGUGCAAUGCAGAAGCCCGGGAGGUUUAAGAGGCAAUUCAGAUCUGCAUUCCUGAGCUUUGCCAUUUUAAAAACCAAGGCAGCUCUUGAACAAUUUGCCCUGCCCUUACUGGAUAGCAAAACAUGGCCAGUCCUCUUGUGCCCUGUGAUUUUCACAGUGAGGCCUGCUUGAUGGAGGUGUACUUACUUUCUGGCAUGGCACGAGCCCCUUUGGACUUGCUGGUGCCUGGAUUGGAACGGUGGUGCAAAGAUUCGAAAUCCAACCAGUUGAGAACCACUAAAGCGUUCCGGAUCAGGGUCUGGGUGACCCAGGUUCGAGUGCACACUCUGCUCUCUGAGAAUUCUUGGACCACUCACCACCUUCUGGCCUAAACUACCUCACAGGGUUAUUGUUGUGAGGAUAAAACAGAUGGGGGAGAAUGCUGUCCACAAGCUGCUUGUGGCCCUUGUUGAGAAGAACAGCAGGGUACAAAUACUUAAAUAAUCACCAUACAGACCAAUUGUAGUAGUUACAUAACCCUGGCCGAGCUGUUGGAUGAUGGUCAAACAAACACUAAUUGGGGGGGGGGGAUCUACGCUCCCUGCGGUCUGCUUGCUACCAAGCUGCCCCUUAUUGAAUCGGGAUGGGUCAGUUGUCAAAUCUCUCUCUCUCCUCUGGAGGCGGCAUUCAGCUGCUGGGGCAGGGAGGGAAUGACACCCCAGUCUUGCUAGCGCCGACCCUUCUCUGGUCUGCUCCUUGAACUUGUCAAUAAAUCCUCAGUUGAAAUUAUUUCAGAAAUAAACUUCUUUCUAUAGCAAAGCCCUCCGAUUGCUUUGAGAGUUAACAGCAGUGGAUGAAUGAAGGAACUGUCAAGGCUCUCCUUCCUACUAACUUGUUUCAGAGAUUUUUUUUUUUUUUUGCUUUGCUUAAAUGAUUUUUGCAUCUUCUCGGGAACUUACGUCAAAACCUUGUGUGAUUCCUUUUCUUUAUUUUGUUAGCUAGAAAAUAUAAUUUAUUCUGUAAUCUUCUGAUCUUUGCAAAAAACAUUAAUUUAGGGGACAGCCGUUUCUGAAACAGCUGAUGUCUUAAGUAGGAAGCACUUGUAUAAUUUUUUAAAGUUGCAUUAAACUGAAUUUAUUCUGUUAUAAAUUAAAAGGUUUUUUUUCCAAAGAGUGUUGUGCCUGGUUAGCCUUUCCAGGGCAGAGAGGUGACCCCCCCCCCCUUCAGCUGUUUUGCUGCCCAUAAAGAAGGA
Eublepharis macularius is the source of this 4325-nucleotide messenger RNA. RefSeq names its product pyroglutamyl-peptidase I (gene PGPEP1). Gene Ontology annotation, biological process: proteolysis. The transcript has 5 exons. The record is from RefSeq and is a predicted model, not a curated record. Gene Ontology annotation, molecular function: pyroglutamyl-peptidase activity. NCBI's taxonomy places the organism in Eukaryota, Metazoa, Chordata, Lepidosauria, Squamata, Eublepharidae. Gene Ontology annotation, cellular component: cytosol. Bases 376 to 774 code for a protein of 132 amino acids.